Molecule: messenger RNA, 1506 nt
Organism: Prunus armeniaca (apricot)
Lineage: Eukaryota; Viridiplantae; Streptophyta; Magnoliopsida; Rosales; Rosaceae
Source: the annotation of a GenBank genome assembly
AUGAAGCAGUGCUUAGACAUUUUUUGUAAAGCAUCUAGUCAGAUUGUCAACUUUGAAAAGUAUGCUAUAUACUGCUCCCUUAAUAUUAGCAAAGAGGUGGCUACUAAUAUUAGUUGUAUCUAUAGUUCACGUCUUACUAAGAACCUAGGCAAAUACUUAGGGAUGCCUCUAUUACACUCUAGGGUGACUAAGGUCACUUAUAGCAGUCUUGUGGACAAAGUGCAUGCUAGGCUGGCUUCUUGGAAAAGUAACAUUCUUUUUUAUGCUGGAAGGGCAACUCUUUUUCAAGCUGUCACUUUAGCUAUACCAGUGUAUGCUAUGCAAACAUCUAAACUUCCUAGGAGCAUUUGUGAGGAUUUGGAUAAAGUGAAUCGCAAUUUCUUUUGGGGAGGCAGUGAGAAGAAGCAUAAGAUUCACUUGUGUCAAUGGGAUCUUGUGUGUAAACCUAAAAGUAAGGGAGGUUUGGGUUUGAAGAAAACUCAUGAUAUGAAUCAAGCUCUCCUAGCUAAAGUUGGCUGGAGAUUAUUGAGGAAGGAUGAGGGGUUGUGGGCCCAAAUUUUUGAAAAGAAAUAUAUUAAGAGGCAUUCCUUUUGUGAGCCUAAUAUGGUUCCAAAACAAAAUUAUUCUCCUACCUGGAAGGGGACUAUGUUUGGUGCUCAGUUGCUUGACAAAAGGUUAAUUUGGAGGCUCGGGAAAGGCGAUAAGGUUAAGUUUUGGAGAGAUAAAUGGAUUAGUGAUGUGCCUCUGAUGCAGACAGUGGAUCUUGCUCAUGAUCUCAAUUCGAAUUCCCUUGUUUCUGAUUUUUUUGUGAAUGGUUGGUGGGAUGUGGAGAAGUUGAGGAGUGUUCUUCCAGAGGAAUGGGUCCAAAAAGUUAUUGGUUGUUCAACUGAUUUUCAGGGCAUUUUGGAGGAUUGUCAGAUCUGGAAACCUACUUCUAAUGGGUUUUUCUCUGUCAAGUCUGCUUACAGCUUGCUUUUUCAGGGGGCAAAUUGGCUAAAUCCUUGGUGGAGAGCUCUAUGGAAGCUUCGAAUCCCUCCUAAACUCCAAAUUUUCUUUUGGUUGGUUUUUCAGGAGAAAAUUCUCUCUAAUGAGCAGCGAGUUCGAAGGCAUCUUGUUGGGAAUUGUGCUUGCGAUUACUAUAAGUGGUCUAUUGAAUCUACUUUGCAUAUCUUAAGAGAUUGUUCUAGAGCUAGAAAGGCCAUUGUUGGUAUUAAUAGUGGAACUAAUAAGGUGCAAGUGUUGUUGGCUUGCGUCCUUCCUGAAAUUGGUGUGGUCAAGUUAAAUAUAGAUGGGUCUCGCAGGGUCAGUACUGGUGCCAUUGGUGCUAAAGGGGUCUUAAGAGAUCAUUUGGGUCAAUGGAUUGGUGGCUUUGCUGUCAAUUUAGGCCAGGGAGAAGUGCUUGAAGCUGAGUUGUGGGGUCUGUUUUUUGGGUUGAAUUUGGCUGUUGAGAAAAAAGUAGUUAUUGUUAUUGAGAUGGAUUCUGAUACUGUUGUGCUUCUUAUUUAG